Molecule: messenger RNA, 6950 nt
Organism: Leopardus geoffroyi (Geoffroy's cat)
Lineage: Eukaryota; Metazoa; Chordata; Mammalia; Carnivora; Felidae
Gene: PITPNM3
Product: PITPNM family member 3
Exons: 20
Coding region: 431-3385 (984 amino acids)
Biological process (GO): phospholipid transport
Cellular component (GO): cytoplasm
Molecular function (GO): phosphatidylinositol binding; phosphatidylinositol transfer activity; phosphatidylcholine binding
Source: RefSeq, a predicted model, not a curated record
GAGGGUGGGGCAGGGAGGGUGGGGGCCUGGCUGUGGAUUCCUCACGAGUUGCCGAGGGCUUGUUUUCAGGGCAGGGCCUGGCGGGUGGAGAAGCCCUGAGGACCAGCGACCCCAACCUUUCCCGCUGCAGGGGGCAGGGUGGCAUUGCCCUGUGCCGAGAGCUGGAGGGCCGGGGACCCAGCCCAGCCCUUCCCCGGCUGCCAGCCGGGCUCUGCUGCCUGGGGCUGGGCUGGCCUGCAGAGCCCUGGCUGCGAAGCCUCCAACCGGCCUGCUCGCCGGAUCGUCUGCAGCCCGGCGUGGGCACGCGGAAGGGCCGCUGCCCGCCCCCCACUCCAGACUGCUGCAAGCGGACUGGCUUGUGCCGCUCGCGUUCCUGCGGAGUUAAAGGCACUGAAGUCCCUCCCCGUCCCAGGCGGGUCAGACCCUGGAGAUGACCCCGGACGCCAGCGUGGGGGCUGACGGAGGGCCCCAAUCCGCCGGUGGCCCUCCCCCGGGCGGCGGUGCCCCCUGGCACCUUCGAAACGUCCUCAGCGACUCAGUGGAGAGCUCGGACGAUGAAUUCUUUGAUGCCAGAGAGGACAUGGCCGAAGGGAAGAAUUCCAUUCUCAUCGGGAUGAGCCAGUGGAGUUCUAACGACCUGGCGGAGCAGAUGGGGACCUUGGGGAGACUGGAGGGGCACCAGGGAGAUGGGAGCGCCCCGUGCACAUCCAGCGCCCUCCAGGAGAAGCAGCGAGAACUGUAUCGGGUUUCCUUGAGAAGACAGAGGUUCCCGGCCCAGGGCAGCAUCGAGAUCCACGAAGACAAUGAGGAAGGCUGCCCGCGGCGCUCCUGCAAGACGCACGUGCUCCUGCUGGUGCUCCACGGGGGCAACGUCCUGGACACGGGCGCGGGGGACCCCGCCUGCAAGGCGGCCGACAUCCACACCUUCGGCUCCGUGCUGGAGAAGGUCACGCGCGCCCACUUCCCGGCGGCCCUGGGCCACAUCCUCAUCAAGUUCGUGCCCUGUCCUGCCGUCUGCUCCGAGGCCUUCUCGCUCGUCUCUAACCUGAACCCCUACAGCCACGAUGAGGGCUGCCUCGGCAACAGCCAGGACCACGUCCCCCUGGCCGCCCUGCCCCUGCUGGCCAUCUCCUCUCCACGGUACCAGGACGCGGUGGCCACCGUCAUCGAGCGGGCCAACCAGGUCUACACAGAGUUCCUCAAGUCCCCUGACGGAAUCGGCUUCAGUGGGCAGGUGUGUCUCAUCGGGGACUGUGUGGGGGGCCUCCUGGCCUUCGAUGCCAUCUGCUACAGCGCGGGGCCCUCGGGUGACAGUCCGGGCGGCAGCAGCCGGAAGGGCAGCAUCAGCAGCACCCAGGACGCCCCCGUCGUGGCGGACGAGGCGUGCGGUCUGGCCGGCAGCAAGCGUCUCAGCAAGAGCAGCAUUGACGUCUCCGGCGUGCCGGACGAGGACGCCUCGGAGCCCCAGAGGCCGUUGCCUCGGAAACAGAGCGACUCCUCCACCUACGACUGUGAGGCCAUCGGCCAGCAUCAUGCCUUCCUGUCCAGCAUCCACUCGAACGUGCUGAAGGACGAGGCCGAGCCCCCCGCGGCCGGGGGGCUCCCGCCGCCCGAGGUCAGCCUGGGUCGCUUGGACUUCGACGUGUCCGACUUCUUCCUCUUUGGCUCGCCCCUGGGCCUGGUCCUGGCCAUGCGGAGGACAGUGCUGCCGGGACUGGACGGCUUCCAGAUGCGUCCCGCCUGCAGCCAGGUCUACAGUUUCUUCCACUGUGCGGACCCCUCUGCUUCGCGGCUGGAGCCCCUGCUGGAGCCCAAGUUCCACCUGGUGCCGCCCGUCAGCGUGCCCCGCUACCAGAGGUUCCCGCUGGGCGACGGGCAGUCCCUCCUGCUGGCUGACGCUCUGCACGCCCACAGCGGCCUCUUCCUGGAGGGCGGCUCACGGGACAGCCCACCGCCCCCGGACGCCCCCGCCCCGCCUCCUCAGGCCCCGGGGGCCCAGUGCCCUGCACGGAGGAUGAGCCGGGACAGCUCCCACAGCGACAGCUCAGACUCCUCAGACAGCCUGGCCCCCGCGGGCGUCUCCCACAUCACGGCCAAGUGGUGGGGCGCCAAGCGUAUCGACUACGCCCUGUACUGCCCCGACGUCCUCACGGCCUUCCCCACCGUGGCCCUGCCCCACCUCUUCCACGCCAGCUACUGGGAGUCCACGGACGUGGUAGCCUUCAUCCUGAGACAGGUGAUGCGCUACGAGAACGUGACCGUCAAGGAGAACGCGGGCCUGGAUCCUGCGGCCCUGAGCCCCGCCAACCCCCGUGAGAAGUGGCUUCGCAAGAGGACCCAGGUCAAGCUGCGGAACGUCACCGCGAACCACCGGGCCAACGACGUGAUCGCCGCGGAAGACGGCCCGCAGGUCCUGGUGGGGCGCUUCAUGUACGGGCCCCUGGACAUGGUGGCUCUGACCGGAGAGAAGGUGGACAUCCUGGUGAUGGCGGAGCCGUCCUCGGGCCGCUGGGUGCAUCUGGACACGGAGAUCACCAACAGCAGCGGCCGCGUCACCUACAGCGUCCCGCGGCCCCGGCGCCUGGGGGUGGGCGUCUACCCCGUGAAGAUGGUCGUCAGGGGCGACCAGACCUUUGCGAUGAGCUACCUCACGGUGCUGCCCCGGGGCAUGGAGUGCGUGGUGUUCAGCAUCGACGGGUCCUUCGCGGCCAGCGUGUCUAUCAUGGGAAGUGACCCCAAGGUCCGGCCGGGGGCCGUGGACGUCGUCCGGCACUGGCAGGAUCUGGGCUACCUGAUCCUGUACAUCACGGGGCGGCCGGACAUGCAGAAGCAGCGGGUGGUGUCCUGGCUGUGCCAGCACAACUUUCCACAGGGCAUGAUCUUCUUCUCCGACGGGCUGGUGCACGACCCCCUGCGGCAGAAGGCCAUCUUCCUCCGCAACCUCGUGCAGGAGUGUUUCAUCAGAAUCAGCGCGGCCUACGGCUCCACUAAGGACAUCUCCGUGUACAGCGUGCUGGGUCUGCUGCCCUCCCAGAUCUUCAUCGUGGGCCGGCCCACCAAGAAGUACCAGGCCCAGUGCCAGUUCCUGAGCGAGGGCUACGCAGCCCACCUGGCGACGCUGGAGGCCGGCCACCGCUCGCGCCCGAAGAAGAACAACUCGCGGAUGGUGCUGCGCAAGGGCAGCUUCGGCCUGCACGCGCAGCCCGAGUUCCUGCGGAAGCGCAACCACCUGCGCAGGACCAUGUCCGUGCAGCAGCCCCACCCGCCCGCCAACCCCAAGCCCGAGCGGGCCCAGAGCCAGCCCGAGUCCGACAAGGACCAGGAGCGGCCCCUGCCCGCGCUCAGCUGGGCGCGCGGGCCCCCCAAGUUCGAGUCGGUGCCCUGAGAGCCGGGCUGCGCGCAGAGGGCCGGGGCCGGGCGGGGGUGGGGGGUGCUGCUCCCCGAGACGGGCCGUUUCCUGCUUUUCCCCGCCCCCGUGUGUGUCCAGCGGUGUCCGAGCAGAGCGGGGAGGGACCCUGCCGAGCCCCGGGGAGGGGGCUCCCUGGGCCGCGAGGGGGUGAGACCCCAGGGUCUCCGCAGCCGCGGCUGCCUCCCCGUGCGGGACCUGGGACCGCGAGCCCGUCAGGGGCGGUGUCCGUGGAGUCCUGGGGGGCAGGCCUGCCCCGAGCUGGCCGGUCUGACAGAGUCGACCACCUUUCUGGGGUCCACGCAGGCCCUAAAGGGAGAAGCCGCCAGACCGGGAAUCAGCAGCCGCUGGCAGGUGCAGCCUCCCAGCGGCCUGGGGGACGGACAAGUGGCAUCGUGCCGGCCCCCCUGUGACAUCCUGGGUCAGCCUCACGGGCCUGGCUUUCCUGUGGCAAAGUGGCCACUUUCUGGGAGGGAGGGGACAUCCCCCGGGGCUCCUCCUGUGUCCGCGUGUCUGUCCACGGCCCUUGUGGGGGUGGGGGGGGUGGCGGGGUCUGGUGCUGACGGUCUGUCCUUCUGCGGCUGUCCAUUGUCCCCGUCUUGUCCUCGGUAUUCCUACCGUUCACCCGCGGCCCGAGAGGACGGCCAUUCCUCUUCCCGGGGUCCUGCCUGGGGCCCUCCCUGGGGAGGCUGCGGCCCUGGGCGCUGGCCCGGCUGGGCUGGCUGAGAGCCCUUGAGCCCCUCGUCGCCCUCUCUGGGCCCUGGCUUCCUUACGGAAUUGGAAGGCCCCCCCCCACCGGCUGAGACUGGUGCGCGGUUUCUGACUCCUGGGCUGUCUUCUGUCUUGCACUUCUGUGCCCUGGGGCUUUCUGGGCCUCAGAGCCCCUCAGACCACCCGAGCUCCACCUUCCACACUGUCUGAGAGAGGGGCUCCGGGGGGAACCUCACUGUCGCCCCACCGCUUGGGGAGGGAGGGGGAUGGGAAGGGGUCCCGGCUCCGUGAGGCAGUGUGCUUUUGCACUGAUGCCCAAACCAAACCACGUGUCCCGGCAGCAGGGACACCCCCCACCCCGGGGGCCGGGCUCGCCCUCCCCAGCGCUGCUCACGCUGACUCUGUUUUGGCUCCUGGAGGGCAUAGAGCUGAGAUCCCAGCAUUCCGGGGGCGCGUGUCAUUUUGGCUCAAACUGUUGUACUCUUCUCCCUUCCGCCUGCCACUCAGCUUGGUUUGGGGCCCACGCCCUCCUCCUGGGCCGUCCCGUGAGGUGGGCAGGGCUCUCCUGCAGCCCAGCCCAGGCCCACACCCGCCCCGGCCUGCUUCGGAGCCCCUGAGGCUGGCCCAGCUCCUCCAGGCGGGGCUGUGCCCGAGUCCAGGCACCUGCGUGGGCCCGUGUCGCUUCUGCUCCGUGUCUACCUCUCGCGGCUCCCACGUGGCCAGCGUCCUCCCCGCAGCGGCUGCUGUGACCUGCCCAGCAGACCUGCUGGGGCUGGAGGGGUCCGGGCUCCCGGCCCCCACCCCGCUCUCUCCAGUGUGCGGCACCCCCCUCCCCCAGCCCUGCGGCUCCCCUGUAGGCAGGGGCAGGUACCCUGGGGGUGUCCUCUCCAGCCCUGCCUCCUGGGUUCGCAGGUGCCCAUCCCUCCUUCCACAGUUGGUCGUCGGGGCUCCCCAGAAGGUACGAGGUCGUAGGCACAGCUACUCGCACCCCAGGCCUUCCUGUCCUUCCCGAAAUCUAGCCUGCGUUGAAGUCGGGCGGACUUACUCCGAUUCUCUGAGGCUCUGCCAUCCCCUUUCCUUCCAGAAGCCCCUGCCGUCAGGCUCCACUGAUAAAUUAGUGGAGUUAUGUCCUCCCGAGUUAGGUUCCCUCUGCCCUGUGAGCCCCAGGCUAGGAGUGAGGGACACAGAGUGACAGAACACCAGGACCCUGGGGAGUUUGGAGUCCCAGUGAGCAGGGUACUGUGGCUGGGGAUCUGGGGUUCUGGGGGUGCUGUGGUUUUGGGGGUCCAGGGUUCUGGGGGGGUGCUGGGGGUCCCGUGGUUCUGGGGGUGCAGAGUUCUGAGGCUGCUGGGGUUCUGGGGGUGCUGUGAUCAUGGGGGUCCGGCAGGAGGCCACCCCUUCUCCUUUGUGGAACCGGACGACUCACACCUGCGACUGGGGGGAUGAAAGGCGGCGUCCUGAGCCCGCCUCUCGGGUUAGUGGGCGUGUGCGCAUGCGCGCGAGCGCCCCUCCGCCUUGGCGUUGGUUAACGCGCGCUCCCGGACGAGUGGUUUGUGCGGUUUUGUCCGUGCGUUGAAGUUGGAGGGAGACGAGCAGGCUGCGUUGUUCCCUGGAGGGGGUGCCGCCGCCCCUCCCCGAGUGGGUCCGUGAGCCCGCCUGGCUGUUUCCCAGAGAACCCUUCCGGUCCCCGGUGCGCCCUCUCCCGGGACCUGGAGCAUCCUUCUUCCCGCCUGAUCAGAGCUCCUCGUUUCUCGCGUGGCAUGUUCGUUCUUCCCUGUCUGGUGGCCGUCCCUGUCGGAGGGCCUGCCUGCCGCCCUCCCCCGCGCUCGCCCCGAGGGGGUCUCGGGGGCCUACCUUUCUGGCUUCGUGGGGUUUUCCUGAAGAUCUCGACCUGCCCUUGGGCUCCACAAAACAUGCGUUUAAAAAAGUGGACCGUUUUUUUUUUGACGCACUUGGACGGACGGCCCUCCUGUCUGGGUGCUGGGCCACAGACACCGCGUCUGAACCCCGUAUUCCAAAGAGGUUACGGGGGCGUGGGUCCCCGGAAAGAGGGGAGGCUGGAUCUCCUGGCUUUUUGAACUGUUUUUACCACUUUGGAGCCCCUGGUCUGCACCCUGGGAGUGUCCUACAGGCAAAACAGGGCGCGCAUCUUUAAAUGAAAGCCAGAGGCCCGAGCAGGCGGCUCUGGUUCCCCGUGGACACCCUCCCUAAGCAUGGGCGCAGCCCCGCCAGGGAGGGGGGGCCCUAGCUGGGAAGGAGCCUCAAGGCCGGACCCCGCCUUAAAUAACCAGCUUCCCCGCCGAAUUCCCCGGGUCUGGGCACCAAGUGCUCUGGAAACCCGUUCUCUGGCUCAGCCAAAACACCCAACCCCUCGCUCCUUCCCCUCCCUCUGGGCUUGGGGGAACCUUAAAAAUCACAGCUGGGGUUAAGUCCACGCAAGGAGGCCCGGGGCCUGGGGGGGGGGGGGAGUAGAGUCACUGAGGAGGGGCAGGACGGCUCGCCCCUGGGGACCUCCACCCUCGAACCCCUGUCCUCUGUUUACUCCGAGGUGGCAGCCCGUCCCGUCUUGUCCGUGGUCCGACUGUUCCUAAAUGUGUGACUCUCAGUAUUGCCAGUGGCAGCCGGUUCUGUGGUGAAAAAGGUUUAUUCCCUUCCUCACGGCUGCCUUGUACAAAAUCCGUUAGAAAAGGAAAUGUAAAAUAUCAGAUUUCUAAAGCGCCAAACACAGCACUACGGGGUUAAAAGAUUUUUACUACUGGUCUUGAUUUUGACGUGAGCUGGUUUUUAACUCUUGAACGUUGUCACUGAAAUAAAAACCUGAUUUGCCUUUAAA